Pestalotiopsis fici W106-1 is the source of this 300-nucleotide messenger RNA. RefSeq lists its product as uncharacterized. The transcript has a single exon. The record is from RefSeq and is a predicted model, not a curated record. Lineage: Eukaryota; Fungi; Ascomycota; Sordariomycetes; Amphisphaeriales; Sporocadaceae. Bases 1 to 300 code for a protein of 99 amino acids.
AUGUCAUUUCUCGAAAAGAAGAUCCUCGCCAUGACCGAGGCACGCGAGUACCCAAAAACAAUCUGUCCAAGCGAAGUAGCGCGAGCACUGACCGAAGACGAACUGCACUCUCUGGAUUGCUCGGAUUGGCGUGCGGCUAUGGAUCCGAUCAGGAGGGAAGCAUGGUCCUUGAAGGAGAGAAGCUUGCUGGACAUUACACAGAAAGGCGAAGUCGUCGCGGCGCAUGAUCUAGACGAGAUACACGGCCCAGUUCGCUUGCGCAGAAUUCCUGAAGGCUCAGGUAGCCAACAAGAUCCUUGA